AUGGUUGAAGAGAAACAAAACGUCACUAUCGCCUGCACUGCUACUGGUCAGCCGAAACCCAAAAUCACGUGGUCCAAGUCAGUUAACAAACUGCCCAAAGACAGAAACAAAGUGGUGAAUGGAGCCCUCACAAUCUAUCAUGCAGUAAAAAAGGACGGUGGAACAUACAUUUGUAAAGCAGACAAUACUCUUAGUUCAGCAACAGAUACGGCUCAACUCAUGGUUUUCUCGCCUCUACGGUUUAAAGUCAAACCUCCCAAAGAAGUGCACACUGCAAUUGGAUACACUGUCCAUCUACCGUGUAUGGCCGAGAGUGACCUGAGACCUGUAAUUUCUUGGUCAAAGGAUGGCUCUAUACUUCCUGUUGGUUCGAGGAUUCUUAAAAAUAACACUCUCGUACUAAACAGCAUCAAAAAAUCACACAAAGGAUCUUAUACCUGCAGAGCAACUAAUGCCCUCAAAACGAUAGAAACAGAGGUUAAAAUCAAUUCUCCAGUGAGGGCUACUUCCUGUUCUGUUAUUAAAAAGAACGUCAGCAGUGUGAGCGGAAAUUACGUCAUUGAUCCAGAUGGCGAAGGAGGUCUGGCACCAUUUCCUGUUUAUUGUGAUAUGACAACUAAACAUGGAAUUGGCGUAACAGUCAUAAGUCACGACAGUGAAAGCAGAACAUCCGUGAAAGGAUAUGAAUCUCCGGGUACUUAUUUACGAGAUGUUCGUUACGCAAAAGUGAGCCUCUCUCAGCUGGCAAGUCUCACCAGAGUCUCAUCGCAUUGUGAACAGUUUAUCAAGUACGAGUGUUACGGUUCACUUUUGCAUCACAAAAACAAUAAAUUUGGAUGGUGGGUGUCACGUGAUUCUACUAAGAUGACGUACUGGGGCGGAGCAUCUGACAAUGGUAAGUGCGCAUGCGGGAUGACUAACUCGUGUGCAUAUCCCAGUUAUGGCUGUAACUGUGACAAGAAUGACUAUGUAUGGCGUGAAGACAGCGGUCUCCUCACUGACAAGACCAAGCUUCCUGUAAUACAACUCAGGUUUGGCGAUACUGGCGACGGGCCCGAACAAGGUUACCAUACACUUGGAAAACUUAAGUGCUCUGGGACAGUAUAGAUAGAUGCUAGUUGUUGUGAUUGCCUUGGAUGCACUAUUCGCACGAAAUCGCAUGCGCGAAUAAUAAGGUGGUAUAAGGACCUGAACAAACGCUAAUAGUUUCAUAAAGAAAUCUGCAGACUAACAGCCAUGUUUUACAUAUACAGUAAAUACAAUAAAUACCCGGUCGCAAUUCCGUAGGUUUGCUCUUCUCGCUUUUUUUGCUGAUAUUUAUGGUAAACAAACUGUCAUGUUUUAACAUAUUCAUAAAACGCUAAAUUCUUUCCACGAGAAUUAACACCAACCGAAAAUCGAGACAUGGCACUGAUAACCCUGUCUUUUUUCCUAGUACUGAAGUAUGGAUAUCAUUGUUUAAACCUGCGUUCGAAAGUCUUGCAGGUCGUGUUAGAAAGUAGUAAGCAAUAGUUUAAUACACUCUUUUUUUUUCUAUAAGAAUAUAUUUUAUAAGAAUAUCGAGGCUGAAAUUUGCAAAAUCUUAAGAAUACUUUAAGAAUAAACUCCAGGCUGAGAUUUUGAAAAGGAUAUAAUUUCGUGUGGUGAAAAUCUGUAAAUACAAUACAAAUAUACCUUCUCAAUUUAUUCCUUUCUUUAAACGACAAAACUAGCUAACUAUAUUUAACAAACCUAUAUUGAUACCUUAAUAUAUUCUAAUUCGGAAAUGUCAUAAGCUAUUAUUAAGAAUAAUACAAGAAUAUUUACAGCCUAAAAUCGGCAGGAAAAUAAGAAUAUUCAGCCUGGCCCUGGAAAACAACAUUCUUAUAAAAAAAAAAGAGUGUAAACAUUUUUUACGUAAAUUGAAAAAUACUGUCACUGUUAUUCACGGCUGCUACUACCGGGGCUGAGCGCAUGUGUGAGUUUCUGACUAUUAUUGUGUGAAUGCUUUCGUGGAAAGAUAUUUUUUACUCUUGUUUGUUAUUCACAUAGAGGUAUCAAGCCAAUCAAAACAAGAACGCUCACAGCCUAGACCGAAUGACCAUUUAUCUGUCUUAAAAUAAACACCUCACCAAAAGAUUUGGAGGUCCCAUGCAUAAAGAUAAAAGGUGUUAAAGUUAAGCUCUGUUUAAUCUCCACUUUUAAUGUGCAAUUUAUAAAGUUUAAAUACUUUUGCAUUAAAAGCGAUCCAAAAUUUCAUUGUGUGUUGGUUAAGCGACUUGUGGCGUGAAAAUAGGCAGAAGAGAAGCUUAUUAAAACCUUUGAAUGCAGAGGUCCACUUAACGCGUAAAUAAAACCGACUGGUUCUUUCUUGUCGGAUCUCUAAUCUAGAGAUGCUGAUGCCAGAGGUCACUUGAAGUAAGAAUUUUAAAAAAACUGAAUGCAAGGCUGGCAAUACGACAAAGGGGUGAUUUAUUUCAGGCCAAUAUUUCGGCUAACAAAAUUAGCCUUCUUCAGGGCCACAGCUUGUUAUAUUUUGUAUUUUUAAGAUCCUUUGAGGUCAAAAACAUAACUUUUUCAAAUCAGGUGUGGGCUUUCCGUCAUUCCUCAAUGCAAAAGUCUUCAUACUCAAGCACCGCUACGCCACGCGCACCACGUGACCCUGUAGGAAUAUGGCAGCACGGAGGAAUGAGGUCUAAGGGAUUUACCAACGCUGGGUAAAUGCAAGACAAAACUAAACAAAAUGAGCGGAAGGUAAUGGGUACGUGAGCUUUAGGAGUUGUAAAGCCGCGUCUGUCACGUCUGUAACCUACUUUUUCUAAUAUCUUCCUCAGAAAAGACAAGCAAACAGAAAGACAAGCUUUCAAGUGUAUGUGUUGUAGGUUAUAUCCGUUCUCAGGUUAAAUCACAAUUUUUGUCUCCUAUGAAUAAUUAGGGCCUAGAAACAAAAAGAAAAUACUGACGAAAAUUCGGUUGAAUCCUUGUCAAAAAUGAGAACAGAGUUUACCUACAACAUAAACCUGUGGUUAGUUUCUUUACAUCUUUAGGCAAGAGCAAAUCCAUGGACUAAGAGAGGCAUUGGGGUUUCGCUGGGUAGAUAUUGCAAGGAUGCUAGAAAUGUCUCCGAGGACACUUAGUCGGCAGAGGUAAGAAUUUGGUAUGCCACUCGGUCAACAGCAUAAUUUUUCCUCCUGGUUCGACACCUGGACAAUAUUGUGAGAAGCAUUCUCUCAGUUACUCCACUGUGAAUUCUACGUAAUACUUGACUUUUCUGUAUUGCCUUCAUAAUGAAAGUCACUGUUUACUGUUGCAAGUGAUUGUAAUCUGGAGUUCAUUAUCUGUAUUAAAAGUUCCAAAUCCUGAGUAAGUUGAUUCUGCUGCAGUAGUCCUGGGCUGACUCCGUAACUCGACCAUGCAUCACCCGCAAAUUGCGUUUAUAUUCCUCUAGACGCCUUGCAAGAAAUUCUGCGUGCCCCUCAUCGGUAUUUUCUUUCACACAGUCUUCGCAGUGCUGCAAAAGUGAGAUCAAACCUUCGAAAAAUUCAUUUACAUUUGGAAUAUAGAAACGAUUAGAAGCCAUCUUGAAUUCCAACUUGUGUUUUCGUUUUAAUUACCUCUCGGAAACAGAAAUGAUCAAAGACUGUCGUCUAUUUUCUUGAUUUAAAGAACAAGCAUCUUGAUUUACAAAAAUUAUCUCUUGAUACAUGACAAGAAACACGCGGGAAUUAAAAUUAAAUUCUAUAAUCUUGACACAUUCAAAAAGCAAGUUGAUGCUAAUUGUAUCGAUCUUGAUAGUGAAUUUGUGGAUUUGAAUUAUAAAGUUGCAUCUUUGAUAUUUUGUCACUUUUGGCGUAGCAUAGAUGCCCAUUAAUAUUUACAAACAAAUUCAUGAUACCAAACGGGUUUUAAACGUUUGUAAUCGAAAGAUUCUACAUCUAUACUGCCUUGACGGAAAAAAUUACAAUUAAUUCUCCAAAACCUACCCUGCCGUUUACAGUAAAAAACCUUAGGCACUAAAUCGAAAUUUUUUCUACAUAUUUUCAUGUGAAUAUUUCAUUCAUUGUCCAUUUCUCUUUCUAAGCUAGGUUUUGCAAAUGACUCACACUCGCAAUGCAAGAAAAAUCUAAAAACGGACAGCUAGUAAAAAAAUAACGAAAGCUCCGGAUUUCUCUAAUGGGCCUCUUCCGAGUUCGUAAAACUGUUAUUUUUAGAACGAGGCUACGUGCAAAACCCUUUCUUGUGAAAAUGAGUUAUAUUUGCAUGAGAAUAAAGGAACAUUUUCAUAUCAAUGGCUUCGCACUUAGCCUCGCUUUGAAACAGAGGCUUGGAGCAACUCAGAAAUGGCCCCAUUGCAAGGACGAUCACAUCCACGGAGUCCAGGCCCCAUUCUCCUUUGCUACUUGUCGCGCUUUCGGGUCACCUGGUUUAUUAGCAGGAGGUAACGCACCACUCAUGUAAGACUGCACUCGAUCUUGGAACUUCUUUACCAUAUCCGGGAACUUUUUGCUGAGGUCGUACUUCUCAUAUGGGUCAGCGGUGAUAUUGUAGAGGGCUACAUCAACAAGGGGAACUGGAGGCUAAAAAACAUAUAAAAGUCUUGGUACUAAACGUAGCAAAGAAAAAUAUUAGAUUCUACAGCUUGACUCUUAACAAAACAACAAACACAUUUUCCACAUUAGUAGCAGAAAUAGUGGACAUCAUUAUAUUAGUUACUUUUUACCACCCAGGCGAGCAAUUCAAAUGUACGAGCGCUUUGAACAAGCUCCGAAUAAAGGAAGAGAGGGUCUCAUUUGGCCCAUCAGCGUCGAUAAGACUCAUUCGCGCAACUUCAUAGCUCUAAAAUGACAAAUCCACGGACUGAAUAAACUGCAACUCAGUCCGUAUUCAGUUUCAGCGAAAACGGACGUAAUAAAGGAACUGAAAAAUUGAAAAUAAGCUAGGAGAAUGAGUCUGAGCAUGUCUUACUUUGUGACCAGUCUCACUUGUGGAAGAUUUCAGAGGAUCGAGUGGAAACUUGGGAACGAGGUUUUGAAAGCGAAAGGCACCGUGGGAAGAUUUCGUUGACCCUUUCCAUGGCCCGUCUGUUUUUCGUUUUAUUUUGUUUGUUUGUCUGUUUGUUUUGAGGGGAAACAGAGAGAACUGCAAGCAAGCAACCUGGAAGCAAAUAUUGGCCACAAAGAAUACCCGAGGGGACUCCAAAUGAAAGCUGUGUAUAAACAUAUCACACUACGUAAGGGAAUCCGGAUUCUGAAAUGUAGGAAAAUUUUUGCCUUGGAAUCCGAAAUCCUGAGCGUUGGAAUCUGGAAUUUACCUUAAGGAGUCCGGAAUCCCGCUAACAAUCCGCCGAACCGUACCUAAAAAGAUGGCGACUGGUACAUUUACCCACAGUUCUUAGCGCAUGAAAACCAUAAAAUUGAUCAUAAAAACGCACAGAAAAGUUUUAUAAACUUCAAACCUAGGACAGGCAAUGUUGCUAUUACAGGGACAAAUUUCGCCUCCCCCCCCCCCCAAAAAAAAAUAUGACUUUAUGUGUAAUUGGCCGUGUUAGGUUCGAAAGGAAUUGUGGUAAAAUGUACAGCCGCCAUCUUUUUCCGUAGGGCGGAUUGGAAUCUAGAAUCCAAGUUCUAGUACAUGGAAUCCGGAAUCCUCGACAUUGAGUCCAGAAUCCAAGAAUGUCUUGGACUCCCGGCCCUUACAUGGGGCGAUACAUAACAUAGCCAGUGCACAAAGGACUAAUAUAUCUUCAAGAACUAACUUACACCUUCAAACUCGUACAAAUACACUUCAUUUCCUUGAGAAGAAUUCCGUUCUUCGGGUGGUAUGAAGUAAGAGAUGUUAGGGACCCCCAUGAGAAGUUUCAUGUCUCCAACACGAAGACCAAUUCCUUGAUAUGCAAAGUCUAACUGGUGUGGAACAGAAGGAGUGUCUACGUUAUGAAGAAUCUCUGUGCGAGGUGAAGGCUCACCAUUAGAAAUUGCCUUCCAUACGUCGUGACCAUCAAGGGCAGCGAGUUCCUCCUGAUCCAAUUGCCCACCUAAAAUAUAUUAUACCCGACAGACAAGUGAGUUUGUUUACAUGAGAUGUUAACCUUUUAAAAAUAUAAAACUGUUCUAGUGAGGCCUUAAACUGCUGUUUAAAAAGUAAAAUCCAAAAUCCAAGCUUUCACUGAUCAACGGCAUCAUCAGGGAUGAGAAAACAUUCCGCGCGCGCUAUAUAUAUAUGCAAAGAAAGUGUGGGGUGAAAUGUGUAACAGAUGUGACGUGUGUAUGAAAGCUAUAGGAAUAAACUGUGAAUGGAAUACAACGCUCUCAUGAUGGAAUGUCUCUAAACAAAGCACCUCUAAGAUAAAACCGAGAAGACCUGAUGGGCUCCUGGGUCAAAAGCACUGUAGCCAUGCAUAUACUCACCAGCCAGAUUAACUAAGGUUGGAUACCAAUCAGUCACGUGAAUAAGUCCUGUACAAUUCACUCCUUUCCUGGAGAGAAUGUCACCAUGUACGAACCCUACCCCUCUGAUUCCUCCUUCCCAUAGAGUGUCUUUUCUUCCCCUCAAGGGGUAGUCAUAUCCCCCGUUUUUAGGUACUCCACCGUUGUCAGUGCUGAAGAUCAUAAGAGUAUUCUCCCACAACCUUAAAAACAAGAUAAAUAAAAGAAUCGUUGGUUUCUGUUCACUGAAAAGAAAUAAUAGAGAGCUUUAGAUUCGAGAAGGCGGAUUACGAGUAUACGAGAUUUUCUCAAUAUUAGGUAUUGCGCGCGCGUAAACCGGCAUCACUUUGGGGGGAAAACGUGAUAGCCGUCGUCAUUCUAAGCCGGGUUUUGGCAAGAAUGUAGAAGUGGGGGAACAAGUUAUCACAUGUAAGAAGUUUCAUCAUUUUGCUAUUGGGAGAGGGAUUAACCUCCUUCAGUAUAAAUAACCGUACUAACUUUUUGGGUGAAAAAAAAAAAAGAUAAAAUGAAGCUUUCCAGGAAUUUGUCAAAUCGCGUGCAGUUCGUCCAGUACAAAGAGACUUGUUCUAUUAGGCUGACUCUGAGCUGUGGAGUCCCUCAAGGUUCUAUAUUAGGACCAUUAUUGUUUGUUUUGUAUAUCAAUGACCUCCCUUGUGCUACUCGUCUUGCUGAAACUAUGCUUUUUGCAGAUGAUACUAGUGUGUUUUAUUCUAAUCCCGAUUUAAAUUGUGCUAUUUCUGCCGUAAAUAAUGAUUUAUCUCAAAUUGAUCUUUUUAUGAAAGCAAAUAAGCUCUCUGUUAACAUAACGAAAACUAAUUAUAUCAUUUUUGCAGCAAGCAAAAACCAGUCGGCUUCCCAAUAAAUCCUGUCUUGUACGAUGAGGUUUUAUUAAAACAAGUAAAGGUAGUUAAAUUUUUAGGGGUUUUUAUCGACGAGCAUCUAACGUGGAAGCCGCAUAUUACUUAUAUAUGUAAGAAAAUUUCAAAAUCUAUUGGCGUCAUGUUUAGGUCUCGUUUCUUUCUUUCUGAAACAACAAAAAGUCUCUUUAUUAUACCUUAAUUUAUCCUUAUUUAACAUAUUGUACCACAGUUUGGUCCUCCACUUAUGUAACAAACCUUAAUAGAAUUUUUUCUUCUACAAAAGCGAGCAGUACGAAUUAUUACAAAUGCAGAUUUUCGCGCGCACUCUGAACCAUUAUUUUUCCGUUUAAAGAUUUUGGACAUAUACAACAUUAAUUCAUUCUAUACUGCACAAUUUAUGUUUUCAUAUUAUCAUCAAUUACUGCCACCGCUUUUUUUCGAACCUUUUUUUGUUACUAGUAGCAAUAUUCAUAAUUAUAAUACUAGAAGCUCCUCGCAUUUUCGUUCUCAUGCCUGCCGAACUAACACCAAACAAUUUUCUAUUUUGUUCCAAGGCCCUAAAAUUUGGAAUUCUUUACCAAACUCAGUCACUUCGAUUUUUACAUUGCAAUCGUUUAAAACGAAAGUUUUUGAUUUUCUACUAUAUCGAUAAUGCGUCUUGUACUGUCCGUUGUUGUGUGUUGUUAUAGUUCUAUUGCUUAAUAUUAUUGUAACGAGGGGGCCUCCUCGUACAAGCCUUGUGGUUUUCUGAGGUCCCCUCGCCACAUCUUUGUAUAAUGUAAUGCUUGUGUAAUCUUUAUUGUGGGAAAAUAAUAAAUAAAUAAAUAAAUAAAUAAAUUCCUUUUAAAAAACACGCGCAAAAACUUAAAGUUAAAUCUCGUACUCGCACUCGCUCUUCUACUCAAAUCUAAACCUCUCUGCUACCGAUCAUAUAUUUGCAAUUACUGGGCAGUCGCAAACUAUUUUAUAACAGACGACAACAAUUGAUCAUCGCGAGCACGACAUUUUUCGUCCUUUUAGUUCAACAGGUUCGUCGCUAACAUGACUCUGGGGAGGGGGGUGGAGUACUUCGGAGUUAAAGUGACGGGGAUGAUCGAAAAAGGCAGGUAAAUACUUCUGUGAAGUUCUUAAUCAAACGAAACAAGUGCGAAAAUAAAGGACACUUUCUGUGCAAUCAAUUUAGUGAACACGUGCCUGAUAUUUAGUAUAAUUUGACUUAACUUUUAAAGCCAUUUCCUAAUGUAGUUUUAGACUUUCUUCCGAUCAAGCUGAAGCAACUCCGUUUCGUGUAACAUGCGACUGAUUUAUCUAAAUGCCAGGUCACUUUUGCUUCCUUUAGCGUUAACAUAAAUAAAUUGGUUUAAUUCCCGGGUUAAAUUACAAUCAGCAAAGGUCAGACUUCCUGAAUCUCUUCAUGGCUUUACUGAGGUGUUAAAAGCAUUUCAAAAAAACCGUCACUCAGUAAAUGGGAAGUUGUGAGCCUGCAAAGAGACGUUCAACAUGAAAUCGCCGACAGAAAACACGCACACAAACGGAAGAAAAACACUCAUUGGCUUGUGUUCCACCUCCUGCUUCCUACUGUCUGUCGUUUGCUGUAUCGCACUGUUUCACGUGGAAUUCAGAAUACACGAGCAUCAUCGACUCAUAUCACAGUUGGAAACAUUCCGUCAAGAGAUUCAAAGAGAAGUCGCUCAAGUUCAACAAGAUUGCAAAAAAGGGACAGUAACGAAAAGCAACCAUCCCGACAUUUGGCAAAAUACAAAAGGUAGGUGAAAACGAACAGAAAGUGGAUAUAGGUGUUUUGUGAGGGGGGGGCAAACCGAGGUUUAUCCUUUUUCGAGGUUUGACUGGUAAACAUCGUCGGAGAAACCAAAAUUUUCAGUUACGUAUUGGAAUCAACUUCAUAAUACAGGGCCAUAUUUUAAGUUUUAAAGAACACGGAAAGGGAGAUAUUUUAGUGGCUCCGUGGCUCGUCAUUCGAGGUUAGCAUCUUAAAGAACGAGAGAGGUAUAUUUUAGUGGCUCGCAGACUCCGUCCCAACGAAUAUACCCAGAAAAUUGGCCCUGUAUUCUGUAGUUAUGCCAAAUGUUCUUAACCUUAUUUAGCUUUUCAAAAAACCGUGCGAGCUUGUAUGUAGUUCAUAUAUUGAAAUAUUGAAACAUUACGCUCAUUUUUCAAGGUCGCAAAGUUAUAUACAGAGAAAAACGUGAUUCAUCAGAUGCCUCUCAAAACAAAUCGGUUACAAAAGACUCCGAAGUAAAAAAGCUGAUCAAAAAAGAGCUUCGCCAGUUACAGAAAAAAAUCUGUGCCAAAGAUGAAAAGCUCUGUCUACCAGGACCAAAAGGAAACACUGGAAGACGGGGAAGAAGAGGACCCAAAGGUACACCGGGCACCAGAGGGAGAUCCGGCCCAGCGGGGACUCCCGGUAAAAAUGGACCAAUAGGACCACAGGGACCAAUGGGUAUAAACAGGAGCCCAUCAAAUGGAGUCUCCAUCUCCAUUGAUUUCUUGAGUCAACCCCUUCCCGAGUAGAGUUAUAUAUAGAACGGCUUGUUUCCCGCGAAAAGUGUCAUAUUUCCGUGAGUCUCGUAUGUCACCGUGAAAAAAAUGAAGUUGGAUGAAGUCGAACUCAGAAGCCCGUCCUUCGACCGUUUUCUUUUUUACUAUACGUCCAUUUUUACAAUUUUACAGCCGCUGGGAUCUGGGUAUCAUGAAAUAAAAGUUAAUGAAUUACCCGCUGACUGAGCAUGAAGCGAUGGGACAAAGGCAGCGAACUGAGGAUCACGGAAAGGUUAUCUUUGCGAGCGUUUUUUUUUUUUUGCCAUCAUACAUCCCACAUUUAAACAUACACCUUGAAAAGAGUCGACGAUUAAGCAUUCUGUGGAUGAUUUGGAACUUUUCGAUGAUCAGCGCCGAAAAAGUGCGAGGAUCAUUGGAUUUUUGUCAUCACCGCGGAGUGGAUUUGGCCGGUUAAGCACCGCGUGCAAAAGCGAUGACCUAAGUAACAACUAAGGAGGAAUGCUUCAGUUCCGAAAUUUGAGAAAUUGCAGUCUUCCCUUACAACUGACUUGUAUCACCGUGAGAGUUGCCUGAUAAAACUGGCACUUGAAAAGUAGAACAGAAGAGAACAGUUGCUCGACCGUAAAGCUAACUCAAAAGUAAUUUGCUAACGGAGGAAUUUGUGACAUCGCGCUCCAGUCCAAAGACCCACUUGUCUCAAGAAAAACAAAAUGGAUUGUAUCUGCGCCAAACUGGAAUUAUGACUGACUAACAGGACAAUUCUCGCAAUUAAUGUAGAAGUUUAGGCCAAUUCUUUCCUUCGAAUUCGCAUCUGUAGAUCACUUUUUUGCGAGAAAACAAUAGCUGGGCCCGGCGUUACAAAACAUAGCAGGGAAUCAUCACACUAGCUGACGGCAAAACAACCACAAGGACUACAAGUAUUUAUUCAGAAAAACGCAUUUCGGAAAAGAAAACUUGAAAAACUAGAAAUUUGAUUAAUAUUGAGUCAUUUAGCCCGAAAUAAGAACCUUAACGCUCAAAAAAUUGGCUAAAGAAAACGAAUCCUGUCAGAACUACAGACUGCAGGUAGUAGUUAAUCAUUACGUAUGUAAUAGACCAGCUUCAUGGCCUCUAAAGUGAGACAAGCAACCAAAAUUAAGAUUAACAUAGUCAGAGUUUAAAAUUCUCCACAGUAUAAUCUACCCGCUAGAAAGAAAAGAAAGAAAAUCUCUGAGAGAUGAAAACGCUAAAGUCACGUUUCACUAGCUUAUGAUUGUGUUUGGCCUGUCAACAACGAAUUUCCUGCUGUUUGAUGAAGUACAAUAGCAGUGUCAUUACGUCGUUGUGAUUGGCUCUUCCCACCGUCGGCGCGCGAAGUCUCCCCUGGGAACCGUCCUAAUUAUAAAUCUACUCGGGAAAGGGUUGACUCCAAGGGCUUGUAUGGGAGAUGGAGGCUCCAUUUGAUGGGCUCCUGGUAUAAAGGGGGAUCGCGGAUUGCCAGGUCUGCCAGGACCUCCUGGUCCCAGAGGUCCGCCCGGUGAGAAAGGCGCGCCGGGACAAUCCAUCUCAGCUCCCUCCUUGUUACAGCGUCCUGUUGAAACGACAAUCAAUGCAAGUCUGACAGCCAUCUUGAAAUGUACAGCGGCUGGAAAUCCUCCUCCCAAGGUCACAUGGUUUAAGGUGAACUCAACACUUCCUGUAGGACGUCACGUUGUAGAGUCCAGUGGCGCUCUGAUUCUUCAGGAUAUUAGACCUGAGGACGAGGGCCAGUACACUUGCAAAGCUGAAAAUUUAAUGGGAACCAUCAACGCCAGCGCACGGCUAACGGUGCAGUGUAAGUUGCAUUUCAUUCUUCAAGAUUUCAAGACGUUUUUUAUCUCUCCCUAAUACAUUUUCUGACAUGUUGUGGGAGUAUUCUAACGGACACUUACAGAUAGUCCCUUCUUGCCGUUCUUCAGUUACUUUCUCUGACUUUCAUUAUAAGAUGCACAACUCUCUAAAACAAUCGGUUAUCAAUGGUUGUGGCGGUGUGAUGCAGUAUUUUGUUUGCAAAAUAAACGUGUUUUCUACUUCUUGCCAAUUCCACCCUUUAUUGAAUUGUCAUUAAAUUACCUGAUCGUAACGUAACGUAAAUGAAACAUAAAGAAAACUAUAGUAUAAAGCUAAGUCGGGGAAAUUGAUUCAUUAGUCAUGACCUUUUUUUUAAAGAAACCAAUGAACUGUGGAGAAGUCUUAAUCAUGAGGAAACAAGUUGCUUUGGUCUUGAGGGUCAGUGUAAGUGUUCUCCUAAAAUAAACCAUUUUCCUUGGCAUUGGCUGCAUACGACUGGUGAACUACAAAAAAACUAGCAAUUUAGAAGUCUAAUUUUAAAGAAUGUUCACGUUCGCUUACUGAUAGAGGUGACCGCUGAAUAGGGGUCAAGUUUAAAACAAACAAAGGGGGCAAAUUUCGAGAAUUUGAUAAGUACUACUUUUUUGCCGGUGCACGUUGCCGUUGUGCAAAGGUGUCGUAAGAGAAGGUUCGACUAUAUUUGCAAAAAAUGCCACGAUACUAGAAUAGCAGAGAGUAUUCUGUCACCAGAUUAAAAGCGAUUUAUUCAUUUCUUGCCAGUUGGUCCCCAGAUACUAUUGUCAUCAAAUCGCCUGAUGGCUGAGCACAACCAAAACGUAACCAUCGCCUGCACUGCCACUGGUCAGCCGAAACCCAAGAUCACGUGGUCCAAGGUAGGAGGAGAUUUGCCAAAAGGAAGAAGUGAGGUAAUGAACGACGCUCUGACAAUCUAUCAAGUGACAAGAAACGACGGUGGCAUAUACACGUGUAAAGCAGAUAAUAUCCUGGGAACAGCGACAGAUAUGGCUCAGUUGAUUGUUUUCUCGCCUCUUCGGUUUAAACUUCGACCACCUCAAGAACUGACUCCUAUGGUUGGAUCAACUGUUCGCCUACCUUGUGUAGCCGAGAGUAACCUAAGACUUACCAUAACUUGGACAAAAAAUGGAUCCAUACUUCCUUUUGAAUCAAGGAUUCUUCAAAACAACACUCUAGUUCUAAAAAGCAUCAAAAUAUCACAUAAAGGAUCUUACACCUGCAGAGCGAGUAAUCCUUUGUCAACAAUGGAGACCAAAGUAAAAAUCAAUUCUCCAGUUACUCUUGCUUCCUGUUCUGUUAUCAGAAAACAAGUCAGCAGUGUAAGCGGAAAUUACGUUAUUGAUCCAGAUGGCGAGGGAGGUCUGGCACCAUUCAAUGUUUACUGUGAUAUGACAGCUAAAAAUAGAGUUGGCGUGACAGUCAUUAGUCACGACAGUGAAAGCAGAACGUCAGUGAAAGGAUAUGAAUCUCCGGGUACUUAUUUACGAGAUGUUCGUUACGCAAAAGUGAGAGUCUCAUCGCCAGAGUCUCAUCGCAUUGUGAACAGUUUAUCAAGUACGAGUGUUACGGUUCACAUUUGCUUAACAACGUUAACAACCAUAAAUAUGGAUGGUGGGUGUCACGUGAUUCUACUAAGAUGACGUACUGGGGUGGAGCAUCUGACAAUGGUAAGUGCGCAUGCGGGAUGACUAACUCGUGUGCAAACCCCAGUUAUGGCUGUAACUGUGACAAGAAUGACUAUGUAUGGCGUGAAGACAGAGGUCUCCUUCCCGACAAGACCAAGCUUCCUGUGAAACAGCUCAGGUUUGGGGAUACUGGUGACAGCGGAGAACAAGGUUACCAUACACUUGGAAAACUAAAGUGCUUUGGGACAGCAUAA
Molecule: messenger RNA, 13529 nt
Organism: Porites lobata
Lineage: Eukaryota; Metazoa; Cnidaria; Anthozoa; Scleractinia; Poritidae
Source: the annotation of a GenBank genome assembly